Leptinotarsa decemlineata (Colorado potato beetle) is the source of this 3986-nucleotide messenger RNA. RefSeq names its product stranded at second (gene sas). Gene Ontology annotation, molecular function: integrin binding. Lineage: Eukaryota; Metazoa; Arthropoda; Insecta; Coleoptera; Chrysomelidae. The record is from RefSeq and is a predicted model, not a curated record. Gene Ontology annotation, biological process: cell adhesion; positive regulation of cell differentiation.
AACUAGAAAGCAACAACAUGCUUCAGAAACGAGAACGUCCAUCGUCGGUGAGGUCCGCGCUAUAAACAUUUUUCUGAAAUUCGGUCAGUUAUGUGAUUCGCUCCAUAAGAUAAUUCGUAAACGCACAAAAAAAGAAACGAUUUAGGCGUUGUCAGUGCGAAGACACAAUGACAGGUAGAAAUCUAGUGAUUAUUCUCGGAUUUGUGGUUGUGAUAGUGUCGAGUGCGGGCGCUGAGGAAUGUCCACAAGGAAAUUGUACUUCUCCGGCAUCACAUAACAAUGAAAUCGAAAGACUGUCCACUAGCCAAGAGGUGAUAACACAGACGACAGCCCCUCUACCAAGGCCUCAAUCUUUGGAUAUGUUGGCCGAGGAUUCGUACAACGUUUUCAGGCCGAGUCCUAACCCAUCCUCAGAACUGAACACUGUUCAACGCUCAGUCUUCUCGAAGGAAGAACCGAAGGGACGAGCACUCAAUUUCACCGUGGAUGAACACCAUGCCGGUAACAUAUUAUCAAAUUUUUCGAAUCACCACGACGACUUUGAUCUCAGUGACGUUACGAUAGGAGACGAUGAGGACUUCGAUAUGGAUUUGGACCAUCAUAAAAUGAUGUUACCGAAGAGUGACUCGAAAAAUUCUACAUUUGGAUUAUGUGAAAAGGGAGGCCUGACAUACGAAAAUGGAGAAAAACUCGAAAACGGCUGUGAUUCAGUAUGUACGUGUAAAAAUGGUAACAUGGAUUGCGACGAAAGAUGCCCUAAACCUUUCUUCAGGAAAGGAAAGAAAAUUGACGAUCCCCUUUGUUCAGCGAAAGCCACGGAAGACCCUUGCUGUUCAGUUUUAGUCUGUGCGGGAGACACAGAGACCGAACCACUAGAGAUAUGUUCCUACGAAAACCAAACCUACAACAGAGGAGAUAUAUUUAACAAGGGAUGUGCAGAAGUUUGUUCUUGUGAGAUCGCCGGAAAAGUUUCCUGCAAAUCAAGAUGCCCACCCUCAAACAAAACGAACGACAGAUGUGUUGAAGUGCCUGACCCUAAUGAUUCGUGUUGCAAAAAAAUACUAUGCGAUGUUACCCUCGACGACAAUGAUCCAGAAAAGUAUGAUGAAAGUCAUAAACGAAAGAUAUUAUCUGCCAAAUUCGUCAACGAAACUACGAUCUUAAUGAAAUUCGAUUCAAGUUCUGACGACGACGCUGGUUUGGUAGUCGAAAUAAGUGACGACAAAACUACAUGGCGAAAAUUCAAAAUAGUACAAGGAGGUUAUGUGCUCGCUAAACGAGACGCAAAAUAUUUGAGGCUGGAAAACACAGAUGACAUUAUUAAUAUCCAGAAUUUUGUUACUGAUCCAAAACCUGGGGAUAAAACGAAGAAUGAUUCGAAAGGUUGCCAGUACAAGGGUCAACUAUUCAAACUUGGCGAUGAAUUCAAUGAUGAGUGCACGGCUCUGUGUGUAUGCCAAGAAGGAGGAAUGAAAUGUUUGAAAAUUCAGUGUCCAACUUACUUCGGAGUUGACGUAUUAGAUCCUAAUUGUGUGGAAUGGGAAACCAUACCACCAGACUUCACUCCGACCCCACCAAAAUGCUGCCCCGAAAGAAUAAGAUGCAAAAAUAAUGGGUCUUGCAACUAUAAGGGAGCGACAUACAAAAACUGGGAACAAGUGCCUAUCAACAUAACUGGCUGCGAAAAACGAUGCUACUGUGAGAUGGGCCAUGUCGAAUGCCAAAACACAUGUCCUCCAGUAACAGCUCUUCCGCCACCAAAUUUACAGUGUCCCCAGAAUCUCGCCAAAAUAGGUCAUAUUCCUGAAGAUGAUUGUUGCAAGUACUGGGUAUGCAACCCAGAUGAUGCAGAAACAUUACCCAACGAAACAGAAAACGAUAAAGGACAUACUAAAACUCCGACAGAAACUUCUUACAAGGAAUACUUCACCCCGAAAACACCAUCUAAAAUAUUGGGUCCACUAGUUGUCUAUGAAAACAAAGUUCCACAUCAGACUGAUAGUGUUAACGAAUUAGGGCAUGUACCAACACUUGAACCGGAGGAAAAUCCUUUCAAUAAUAAAUCAAUAUCACCGGUAAAAUACAACACUAAACCUAACGUUUUGAAAGAAAAAAUUAAUAAUUAUUUGGGACCUUUCGGUCCUACGAACGUGGAUAAAAGUAAAAUUAAAAAGGGCUCGAUAUUUGUCACACCUCAUCCUCCUUUGGAAUCAGUUCCACCUCAAGAAGAAAACAAUAUAUUUUCACCGUCCAAAUCAGAGGCACCAAUCAUCAAGCCCAAUCACAAUUCUGACCACUCUGAAAUAGAAGUACAUGGCCAAGGCAAUCCAGACGAUCUCCUACAGUUCAUUAAUCAACACCCAGAGAUAAGUGAUUAUCCAUCUGGAUCAGUUCUAGAAAUUCAUAGUUUACCACCUACGAGCAUGCCCAAGCCCGGUAAACAACAAAUACAUCUUGUUCCUUAUGUAGUUCCUCAAAAUGGAGAGCAUGUCAAUAAUGAUUUGCCUCCUGGUUUUAGUUUAGAACACAUUUUGAGGGAAUUUCAUAAAAAUUCUCGACCGCAAGCCAAUCUGCAGAAUCCUUUUUCUCCAUUCAAUCCUAUCACGAAUAAUAAUAAUAGACCCUUCCUCAUAGGACACCAAAGUGGACCCAAUCUUCUGAAUAAACUAAAUUCAACGUUUCCAGGUUUCGAUGGUCCAUUGUUCCCUGGUCCUUUCCCGCCACCACAAGAUGACGUUCCCGUUCAUACAUUAGAAGCAAUUGAUCCUCACACAGUUCGAUUGGCGUUUAUGGUUCCACCAGUAAUAGUGAAUUUACAUGGAAGAGUUGAAGUGCGAUACACCAAUGAUAAAGAUGAUGCAGAUUUGGAAUCUUGGAUGCUACAGGUGUUUGCUCCACCAAAUGAUCUAAUAGCAACUCGAUCAUUGGAGUUUGACCUUCAAGACUUGGAAUCCGACACAGAAUAUAAAAUCAAGAUUACUAUAACACUGAGAGAUAUCCAUACGACUCACAGUAGUAGGAUAUACAAAAUAAAGACCCCACAUGAAAUUUUAACGUCCACCCUUCCUCCGAUGAUACCGAUAGAACCUGACCUGGCCAUAAUCGAUAUAAAUGCAACUUGGGUCACUGUAACUUGGAAAAAGUUCGAUGCAAAUGAGCUAAGAUUCAUUGAUGGAGUUCAAUUGAGGUACAGAGAGAUUGAGGGAAAAAUAUACGCAGCCACUCCAUUAAUACAUAGAGCCGUAACGACCUAUACAUUGGAAAAUCUUAAACCGAAUACCAAAUACGAGAUCGGAAUAUUCUUUAUACCUUUCCCAGGACAGUUAACGGAGCUCCAUGCUGAAAAGAUGUUGCACUUCACAACUGCUAACGAAAUCGAUACUUAUGGUUUCAAUGUAACAUUGGAAAUAUCUCAUAUCAAAUCACAAAGCGUAGAAAUAUCUUGGGAGGGCGUACCCUAUCCUGAAGACAAAUAUGUCAAUAUAUACAGGGCCAUUUAUCAGAGCGAUACUGGCAAAGAAGAUCAAAGCAUGUUCAAAAUAGCCAAGAGAGAUUCUGCGACGAAAACGGUUAUCAUGGAUUUGAAACCCGGCACCAGGUAUAGAUUGUGGUUAGAAGUUUAUCUUACAAAUGGUAAGAUAAAAACCAGUAAUGUUCAAGAGUUCAAUACCAAGCCCAGGGUAGCCCCUGUCUUGGGAGCAGCUUCACAACAAGAUAAACUUUCAAGAGCCUACCAAUUAGAAAUGAAAGGAGAUUAUUAUGGUCCUCUAGUCAUUGUUGCAAUUUUGGCAGCCAUUGCAAUUAUGAGUACGCUUGUUUUGUUACUCAUUUUGAUACGACGACAUAAUCAAAAUAAGGCCGCCAUUACUCCCCCGUCCAGAGUUAGUCAGUCCGCCUACGACAAUCCAACAUAUAAAGUGGAAAUUCAACAAGAAACUAUGGGUAAAUAUAAUUUGGGAGUCAAGUUGGAUGUUGAGGAUACAUAG